AUGGCUGGGGAUAUUCCACUGCAUAGUUUCUCGUUCCUCCCAGUUCGAUCGGCAACGGGAGAGAGGAAAGUUGAGAGCCCGAAGGCAGCAGCCCCCACCACCGCCGGCCCAGGUUACCAUCUAGCACCGGGAAAUACACUAGAGAGCCACCGCCGGCAUUACCAACCAGAAACCAUGAGCAGCGAGGCCGAGACACAACAACCGCCGGAGCCUGCUGUGGAUGCGGAGCGCCCAUCCAGCCCGCCAGCUACAGCUUCCGCGGGGGAUAAGAAGGUCAUCGGUAACGUUAAGCUAGCUAGCGUUAGCCAAGUGGAACACUAUUGAAUGCAAAAUUUGAUUUUAUUGGCACGGUAACGUUACUUCCAAACAUGAAUUAAACUAGUUACGCUUGUUUUAUUAAAAAGUGAUGUCUAAAUAAUUUUAGGUAAUUAGGUUGGCUAACAUGAAAUUGUUAACUAAAACGAAGUUUAGCUUCUCAUCAAAUGUUAACGUUAACUAACGUUCCAAUUCAAUGUCAGUUGGUCUGUUUUUCUACUUCCUAAAUGACCUAGCUAAUGUUAGCGAAAUUCGUUAGUUAGAUACCUAACUAUAGCCAGUCCGUAGUCUGACCAUACAGCUGUGAGGCAAGUUCCGAGGCAAUGAAUACUGGAAUGAAUGUGGGUUGGCACAUGGAAAUUGUACUGUAGCUAACUACGUUAAGUUAGCAUUGCCUCCUUAUCCGCGGUCUCGGGCAUCUACGAUCUAAUAGUGAUUUAGCCAACAGCAGCUAGCCUUUCUGCUAAAUGGCCUGAAAUAGUUGAUUUUGGCCUUGGUCAUGACCGAUUACCGGAUCCCGAAACGCAUACUGGUUACACAUGAAGUAACAGAUCCCAUUACAUGGGUCGCUACUAUACAACAGGCGUACGUGUAUUUUACGCAAUUCCCCUUUCUAAAGCAAUUGUAGCCCUUUUUAGGGAGUUGGAACAAACCAUUAAUUGGAGGCCAACGACUGCACUGCAGAGCCACGAUUGCAAUCGUAUCCCUUUGUUUGCGGAGAUGCACAUACUAACUAGAUGGUUAGCUUUCUUGAUAGCCUUCGUGCUAACUAAGAUAACUAGCUAAUACAUUGCUAACGUUCAAUAACUAGUUAUGUAAUGAUUCAAUCACAUCCCCAAAAUUAUUAUUUUGUGUUAACUAAGUUGUAGAUGGCGUAGCUAGCUAGACAACUAACUAGCUUCCCAUUCUGUCGAGAGGAUAGUGGCAAACAAAAUGUCCGCUUCGAUGUUCGGAUUGUACGAAUUUCUUUUGUUCAGUGUUGGCUGGCAAUUUAAUUGUUAUCGCGUGUAAAACCUUACCCAUCACUCUCAUAUAAAAUACUCACUCGGUGCCCAUGGGUAUUUAUUUGAAGUGUUGAAUGACAAGUUUUAGCAUCCUGGCCUGUAUCCAACCACAUGGUUGAGACCGAAGACAAUCCGCUAACGGUAUCUAAUAGCUAAAUUAGCUACAGUAGCUAGCUUUGCUUGCUUGCUAUUUCGCUAGCUAGCAUCUUAGGGCGCGACACCACGUGUAAAGAUCCAAGCACUUCCUUGUGCGCAUUGAAACUGGGGUAAUGGUUUUGCAUCUCUAGUUCCGGACAGUAAAUUAUUAGGCGCCCAGGUUACACAUUAUAUUAGGCUGCCUCCAGGCCCAGGCACUCUGAUCAGAUGUUUACAUGGUGUAUGCCACAUUGAACGUCUAGACUAGUACCGGUAACUCUGGCCUCCAUAAGACCCUCAUCACGUAGGACGGUCAUUAUUGCAAUCUAAUAAUAUGCGUUGGACCAUGCCAUAGCAGCUGGCAGAAAAACACCAAGGGUUUAGCGUCGGAAUCUAUAAAAAGCUCAACAGUUGGGGGUUAAUUAUAACUUGCUUCCCCCGUAUCUUUUCCGAUCCAGGUUCGUGUCUGUAGUCUUUCAUUAUCAGUCUUGCCAUUUGAUUGCCCACUUGAAGUGCUCUUGACCAUUUCCCCCGUUUGAUGAGUAAUAUUUUAAUGAGGAAGAAACUGGCACGGUACAUCUUUGCAGUACUAUUUAUUAUAGUUGAUGGUGCCCUGUUAGACACGUUUUUUAUUAGAUAACCCGCCUACAUUUAGUCUUUAUUUUUUAUUUUUCAGCAACUAAGGUCUUGGGUACAGUCAAGUGGUUCAACGUCAGAAAUGGCUACGGUUUCAUCAACAGGUAAGUAGUUCCCUCUCCUGGGCUUGACCUAAAACCUCUAAUAUGAUGUGUGUGUGAAGGAACAUUCCCAAUCCUAUUAUGGCUUUGAUUUGCUUACAAAGCUGGGAAGCAGAUUUGGCUGUCCACGGCAUGGCCUUGUUGUCCUGUAAAGACUUAAUGAAUUCACAAUUAAGCCAGUUGGUUCUGUUAAGCUGUUAGCCUCAAUUAUAAAAUACAUACUUUUUUAAUGCACUGAUUUUUAUUGGCCUAAAUGUAAGUAAUCCCUUUCUCCCUUCUACCACAAGGAAUGACACAAAAGAAGACGUCUUUGUCCACCAGGUAACAAACUCCCAAAUUCUCCAAGGAUUGAGUAAUGUAUUAUGUAACUUUUAAAUAUUUUCCACGAAUCAAAGUUGGAUUGUAGUUGGCACCUCAAAGACAAAAGUUUAUAAUGAAAUGUUUUUAUUGUAUUUUUUUUUAGACUGCCAUAAAGAAAAACAACCCAAAGAAAUACCUACGCAGUGUUGGAGAUGGAGAAACUGUGGAGUUUGAUGUGGUUGAGGGGGAGAAGGUAGUUGCAACUUUGAUUUACAGGAGAGCCAAUUUUGCAGACUCAUAUACGUCAUUUAAUAUGCCUUAAUGUUUUUGGGAAUAUUUAAAGCUGCAAUAUGUGAGUUAUAGAUCUGUAAUUCUCAUUGAAAGCAAGUCUAAGUGGUAGAACGGUUCUAUGUGCCUCCGCUAUGUGUAGUUUUACUUACUUCCGGUUUUGUACACCAGCUGAAAAUACAAUAGUUAUGGAAAAUUAUAUUUCAGUGGUUUAGUUGGUACAAUGAUUCUCUACACAAUACUUGCUUGUUUUGGCGCAUAAACAGAAACUAUUCAAACUACUUGAAUUUAGGCAACCAGGAAAUGGUGGUGCAAUUUCUGCAUAGUGCACCUUUUAAGGCAAUCAAAUUUAUUCUAACCUCGCAUACCUCCUCAAAGUUAUGAUAAACAGUGAUUCUAAUGUGCCCGGUUGGUUUUGACUAGUCAACAAUGUUAAUGCAAAAUAACUAAAAUAACCUAGUAAAUAAUUUAGUGGGUGCUUAUAUUUGUCUUAUUAAGUAAUGUGUGUUUUGCAUAUCCCAACUCUCCCUGAGACACCCUCGACGAGUGGGGUAUGCCAUUAUCAAUUGCUUAGAGCAAUUAGGAUUAAGUGCAUUGCGCAAGGGCACAUUGACAGAUUUGUUACUUUAUUGGCUCGGGUAUUCGAACUAGCAACCUUUCGGUUACUGGUCGAACGCUCUUUGACCGCUAGGCUACGAGCCGCCCUAAACUUUAUACUCCAGAAGGGUAGUGUGUGCCCCAAUGAUCUGAACAGUGUGUUUGUAUCUCUUUUCAGGGAGCAGAAGCAGCUAAUGUGACCGGCCCAGCGGGUGUCCCAGUCCAGGGGAGCAAGUAUGCAGCUGACCGGAACCGCUACAGGCGGUACCCCCGCAGGAGGGGCCCGGCCCGUGACGGCGAAUACCCAGACAACUACCAGAGUGACGGCGAGGGUGAAGGAGAGCGCCCCCCCCGCAAGAGCCGCGAGUGUGCUGAGAGUGCCCCAGAGGGAGAGAUGCAGCCCCAGCAGCGCAGGCCCCCCUUCCCCGGGAGACGGCGCUACCCCCCAUACUUUGUACGUAGACGCUACGGCCGUCGGCCCCCGUACACCAACGCACCUCGCGGAGAGAUGACUGAGGUACGCUGUCACAGGCACUCCUGAAGCAGUCCGGCCCAGUUCCAGUGAUGUCAUACACACUCUCAUCGAACACUCGUGCCACACUUGGUUUUGGCCGGACAAAACCAAACCUCAACUGUAUUGGUCAACAGACUAAUACAGGUUCACCAAAAUAGGUCUAUAUACUGACAGGACCUAAAGUUGGCUCCAAACCACUGGUCAACAGACUACAAUUAGACCUUGAGCGUUUGGUCAAAAGACCAAUACAAGUUGACCCAAAUAGACCUAUCAGUCACAAAAACCCCAAAGUGUUACACCUGCUGUUGGUCUCCACACGCGCAGAGACUACAAUAUAAUAUAGGUGCUGGUGAUUCUUUCUAUCCACAUAAUAGGUAGAAUCUACCGCACACCAAGACCAAACUGGAAAAAAUGCAAAACUGGAAAAACAGGAAAGUGUCUCUUCACAGAUGCUAAUUAAUUUAAUAGUAGCUAAGCAGUAAACCUUCAUCAGAGCAUAUCUUUUCCUGUUUUUUCACAUUCUUUCUAUCCAAAAAGUGAGUUUCAUACCUGGAUCUAGAUUGAGUCAGGAUGUUGUGAGCCUUGAGUGAUUUAUGACUGUGACUAACUUGUUUGUUUUUAGGGUGGCGAAGGUGACGAGAACCAGGGAGGUCCAGACCAGGGCAACAAACCAAUGAGACAGAACUACUACAGAGGCUUCCGACCAAGGUUCGCAUGUUGUGUUGAUUGACACGAGGCUGCAAGAAGGGGUUAUAACCUCAAUGUGUAUGGACCCAGAACUUAAUCGAGCAGCUGACCUAUUAAUACAUUUACAUUUGUCAUUUAGCAGAUGCUCUUAUCCAGAGCGACUUACAGUUAGUGAGUGCAUACAUUUUCUUAUUUUUCAUACUGGCCCCCCAUGGGAAUCGAACCAACAACCCUGGUGUUGCAAAUGCCAUGCUCUACCAACUGAGCUACAUCCCUGUUAUGCCAGGUUGUAGUUCUGGGUUAACUGAGAUUAUCCCUAUAGUUAUUAUUGAUGGAAGUAUUAUGAAAUGGCGAAUGUACUAUGAUCUUAAAUAAUUCCAGAACCAAACAAUCUAUGUAAAUAUCAAUGCUGUUGAAAUGAUGAGUUUCUCAUGUCUCUUCUCUGACAGAAUUAUAAUGGAGAGAGCAUAAACACCUCUGAUCUCAGCAUGUUAAUAGUUCACAUCUAUUUGCCCCUCAACAACCCUGUUUAAUUUGAGUAAUAUGGCCCAUGCCUUAGAUUAUUCGUGUUUCCGUUUUGGGUGUGUUAUGGCUUGUCAAACCUGUGUAAAAUGUUAUGGCACUGCCUUUAUCUCUGCCAGUAUGCCUCAAUUAUUAACUUGUAUGGGGGCAUGGUGAACACACACACUUGUUUUAUAAGCUUAAAUGCAUGCUGCACUGCUAGCCCAUGGACAAUUCUUAGCUCGUUUCAACCAGAGACUUGUGUAUAUGGCAGACUUGACAGAAGCCCAUUCAAGAAACAUAAGGGACAUGGUGCACUGGAUGCUUGGGCCAUGUAAGACACAACCUCCCCUAAGCCUAUUCGAAGGCUAGGCGGUUCAAUCACCAUGAUUGCUUUUAGACACCACCCGAUUCCUUAAUCUGCAAACACCAGGGUUGGGGGAAAAUUCAAUUUCAAUUCAAACUACAAUUCUGAGAACAUUGGAGUUGGAAUUUCAGUUUAAUUCCUGAAUUGAAAUGGAGUGGGGAUAGGCACGGUUAAUCGAAUAUCCGGAUAGCCAAACGGACAUUAGUAUAUGAUUACCUGAGGGAGUGUAAAAGAAAGAGGGGGGGGGGGGGGGGGCUAUUUUUAACAAUUAAAAGCUUAGUCUAAAUUAGAUUUGAACAUCAUUCUAAAAUAUUGGCCAUUAAUAUGGAGUUGGUCCCCUCCACCCAUGUUGCUGUAACAGCCGCCACUCUUCUGGGAAGGCUUUCCACUUGAUGUUGGAACAUUGCUGCGGGGACUUGCUUCCAUUCAGCCACAAGCAUUAGUGAGGUUGGGCACUGAUAUUAGGCCUGGCUCGCAGUCGCGUUCCAAUUAAUCCUGAAGGUGUUCGAUAGGGUUGAGGUCAGGGCUCUAUGCAAGCCAGUCAAGUUCUUCCACACCAAUCUCUACAAAAUAUUUCUGUAUGGACCUCGCUUUGUGCAUGGGGGAAUUGUCAUGCAGAAACCGUAAAGGGCCUUCCCAAAACUAUUGCCACAAAGUUGGAAGCACAGAAUAAUCUAGAAUGUCAUUGUAUGUUGUAGCGUUAAGAUUUCCCUUCACUGGAACUAAGGGGCCUAGCCCGAACUGUAAAAAAACAGCCCCAGACCAUUAUUUAUCCUCCACCAAACUUUACAGUUGGCGCUAUGUAUUUGGGCAGGUAGCGUUCUCCUGGCAUCCGCCAAACCCAGAUUCGUCUGUCGGACUGCCAGAUGGUGAAGCGUGAUUCAUCACUCCAGAGUCCCAUUGCGGCGAGCUUUACACCACUCCAGCCUACACUUGGCAUUGAGCAUGGCUGCCCAUUUCAUGAAGCUCCCGACGAACAGUUCUUGUGCUGACGUUGCUUCCAGAGGCAGUUUGGAACUCUGUAGUGAGUGUUGCAACAGAGGACAGACUAUUUUUACUCGCUUCUGCGGUCCUGUUCUGCGAGCUUGUGGCCUACCACUUUGGCUGAGCCAUUGUUGGUCCUAGAUGUUUCCACUUCACUAUAACAUCACUUACAGUUUACCGGGGCAGCUCUAGCAGGGCAGAAAUUUGACCAGCUGAUUUGUUGGAAAGGUGGCAUCCUAUGACUGCCACAUUGAAAGUCAGUGAGCUCUUCAGUAAGGCCAUUCUACUGCCAAUGUUUGUCUAUGGAGAUUGCAUACACCUGUCAGCAACGGGUGUGGCUAAAUCCACUAAUUUGAAGAAGUGUCCACAUACUUUUGUGUGUGGCCGACCGUCUCGAUUCAGUCUUAUGUAGCAAAAUUUGAACUGCUGUUUUUUUAUUUUUUUUUAUACAUUGGAUGAAGGUAGAGACUGAGCUAGAAAAUGGUAUAUCAUACACUGCAGUUGAGAAACAAUGGGAAAGUAAUUCUGCUUUGAAAGUUGAUAAACAUGUAACCCCACUUUUGAGAAAAUGGUUCUAUCUGAAAAAAGUCAUUAUUAGAAAAAAUAACAUUUCAAAUUCCCAUCCCUAAAAUUGAAUUCACUGUCAUAUUCUGAAGUUGUAUGGGUGCUAGGGGUCAUCUUGAGAUGAGGCAGAUGUUAAAGUGUGCGUCCUGUCGUCCCUUGACUUCUACAGCAGGGGUGGCGGUCCACCCCGUCCCAGACCGGUGCGGGACGGCGAUGGGGAAAACAAGGAGAACCAGGAUGGUGACGGUGAGAACCAGGAGCCCCGCCAGCGCCGCUACCGCCGAAACUUCAACUAUCGCCGCAGACGCCCCCAGACUGGCGGCAAGCCCCAGGAUGGCAAGGAGGCCAAGACCGACGGCGAACCAUCUACAGAGAAAACGCCCGCUCCCGCGGCUGAGCAGGGCGGGGCUGAGUAGAAACUACCGGCAUACCAUCUCUACCAUCGUCCGGGUGAGUCCCCAACACACACUGCUGCUCAGCGCUUAUCAAAUCUGCAUACCUGAUUUCUGGAAUAUGGUUUUUAAAAACCCUAGGCAGCAAACAUGCUGGAUUGAAUUUCAAUGCAGUCAAGCUUAGUUUUUGUUCAAUAUAGCACUGCAGUAUUAUUCAUGAUAAGUUAAUUAGCUGUAGUCAUUCACAGCACUGCUGCUCAAUAUACAAUCUACAUUUCCCGGCCACAUUUUGACCACAGGCCACAUUAAAUCUGCUUGCGGGCUGCAUCUGGCCCGCCGGCCGCCUGUUUGAGACCCCCCCCCCCCCAUUCACGAUGUAUCGGUGGAAAAGUCCAUAUCAGGUGGCCAUUGGUGUAGUGUCCUGGGCCAGUUCACUCACAUUUCUAAAGCCAGCCUCCGUGUGCACUUUCCAUUGACGCUGUGCUCCAUCGCCCAAGGCAGGGGCAGAAUGAGGUAAUGCAAUGGAUUUGAUAAAGCAAACUGGCUCCCUGAUUAGUCCUGCCAUUGUGCCUGUGCCAGUUGGUGCUAGCUCCAACCUCUGUGCCCCCGUCUAUUGUGAUGCUGCUGCACAUUCAUAUCAGUUGACUGAUGCAGUAAAGGGAUUUGACCGGUAAUGUAUUUUUUUUUUAACCAUCUCCCUCUUUUCUCUCUACAGUAAUGUCAUCAAGAAGAAACAAAGAUCUGAGCAAUAAGAAACAGAUUUGACUUGACGAUCGUCUUAAGCUUGCACCAUGCAUUUGACCAGAUGACCACCGAUUGCCUGCAGAAUCUAUGCAGACCUGUUUUGUUCCAUUAUUUUUACGUGACAGCUAUAAAAAAAAAAGUUUUGGAGAAACAGCAGACGUUUUUCUAAAUCGGUCCUAAGUUUUUACACCAAAUGGUUUUUAAAAUAAGUAAUUUGAUAUCUGGUCAGUUUGACAUUUUUAGAUAACUUUUUAUGUAUUCAAACAUGAAUUUUAACAAAACGCAAGCUCAAAUAAAAGUCAAAGGAGAACUGUUGCCUCAACUGUUUGUUUUGCCUGAAUAAAUGGGACCGCCAUGGUAUUGACAUAACAUGGCGGCUGUAUUACACCACA
Molecule: messenger RNA, 8521 nt
Organism: Coregonus sp. 'balchen'
Lineage: Eukaryota; Metazoa; Chordata; Actinopteri; Salmoniformes; Salmonidae
Source: the annotation of a GenBank genome assembly